Molecule: messenger RNA, 1823 nt
Organism: Labrus mixtus (cuckoo wrasse)
Lineage: Eukaryota; Metazoa; Chordata; Actinopteri; Labriformes; Labridae
Product: DNA repair protein XRCC4-like
Exons: 8
Coding region: 139-1047 (302 amino acids)
Biological process (GO): immunoglobulin V(D)J recombination; response to X-ray; double-strand break repair via nonhomologous end joining
Cellular component (GO): nucleus; DNA ligase IV complex; DNA-dependent protein kinase-DNA ligase 4 complex
Molecular function (GO): DNA binding
Source: RefSeq, a predicted model, not a curated record
AGCGAAGGAGUUGAAGGUUGGUUUGCCUGCUGGCAAGGAAAGCUGACAAGAGAGAGCCGCUGGAGCCGCAGUGAUUUCAGUUUGAGUUCAUAAAUACCGAGUGUGGACAACGCAGUAGUUAGCCCACACAAUAACGUCAUGAGCGGCACAGUCCGACGGAUCAAUCUAAGUACCGAUCCAGACACCCCCUACUUCCUGCGAGUGGACUGGGCCAUAGACCUGGGCGCUGGUUUCACAUUAGCUCUCACUGAUGGCAACUCAGCAUGGAUUGGAGAAGUUUCAGAAGACGAGGUGACAAAAGAGGCCAAAGAUAUGGAAGUCACACGACGAAAAUAUGUUGAGGACCUUCUUCGAGCACUAACAGGAGGUGAAGAGGGGAGAGGAUCAGGAAGGAGAGGGGGCGACAAGAACGUGUAUUCUUUCCAACUCACACCAGACCACUGCCAGCUCUCGUAUCAGAAGAUCUGUAAUGACAUCUCGGUGCACUUGGGUUCUGUGGCGCUCCAGCCAGCUCCAGACCCUUUACAGCUGAACCGGGAGAUGAUUGGCCAGUCCCUAAAGCACAGCAAGGAUCUGGAGUCAGACAACUGCCAGCUGCUGGAGGAGAAUCAUCGACUGAAACAGGAGCACCAGAGAAUUCUUAGACAGCUGAAGAAGCAUGUUCAAGAUAAGGAGUUGUUGGAAAGGGAGCUGUACUCACAUUUUGUCAUGGUGCUGAACGAGAAGAAGGCCAAGAUCAGAGGCCUGCAGGAUUCUCUGCAGCACCUCCAGCAGGCUGAUGACCAGCAGAGAGAGGAGGAGGCGAGACAAAGUGAUAAUGACAUAAGUGCUGGUGAAGAUGAGAGUCAGGACCGCACAGCCGAGUCACUCCAGAGCAUUCAUCCGUCUCAGGAGCCCACUAUCCUCAUCACAGGUCGUAAUCUGGUGUGCCAGGGCAUCUCUCUGGACCGCACUUUUUCUGAUGAGGAUGAGGAUGAUGAUGAACAGCCAAGUCGGAAGCGGAGGAUUAUUCACACGCCGAGCCCAGAACCUUCCAUAUCGAAGUAAAACCACAGAUGUUCUAUGGACCAAACCACCUGAAGGGUGUUUCACAGAAGGUUAAUAGGAUUGCAUCUUCACCUCCUCACCUCUUCCUCUGCCUCUGCUACCACUUUUAGGUCCUGAGGUCAUCACAGUGUGUCUUCACACUGACAGUAAUGAACCUAUGGGGACCUACUCAGGGUCUCCGUCUGACCAUUCUACCUUUGACUUCUGGACCCUCCUGCUGUCUUUUAUGAUUUUGAUGAUACCUAUAUGUCUGCUGAAGACCACGGGUGGCCACCAGGAUAAUCCCACAACACGCGCUUGCUGGUAUUGUAAUCCCCGCAGGAAUGUCACACUUUCUCCAAGACCAAAUCAGUUUCUUGAGAUAACUAGAUAAGCAUGGCAACACAUGAGGGAGGAUAAGGGUAGUUUGUACUGAAUAUUUCAGUCUUUUGACAUUCAGACUGCCACAAUAGCAUGUCUUAUAAAUAAAUAUAGAAUGUUCUAUAACAUGUUUGUUUAUUUUGUGUCCUUAUUUGAAUGAACUUGACGAGAUUGCAUUUUUGAUACUUCAUAUGUAUCAAUUCCAAUGAGUAGAUUUUAGUGUUAUGACUCAAGACCAAAUAAACUACUCAUUUUUUUUAUAAAUGUAAAGAAAUAUAUUAUAAAAAUGUGAAGAUGAAAAGAAUACUCUAUUUUGUGCAAUUCUGUAAAUGUUAUCCGUUGUGAAAUGCCUGAUGAGACAUAAGAUGUCCUGUUAAUUCAAUCUUUCAAAAAUAAAUGUGUUACAUUGAAAUGUU